Messenger RNA from Rotaria sp. Silwood2, 255 nucleotides. The record is from the annotation of a GenBank genome assembly. Lineage: Eukaryota; Metazoa; Rotifera; Eurotatoria; Philodinida; Philodinidae.
AUGCCGAACGAUAGUUUACAUCAUUUUAAUUAUGUUAAAGCAUUAGAACCUCAAAGUUUGAUUUCAUUGGAAAUUCGUCAAACGAAAAUUGAUCUCAGUCGAGUAGAACAUUUAAUUUUACAUUCAUCAAUCAAUCCAUCAUUCGCUAUACUUAUUCCAAAUGUUAUGCCGCGUCUGAAUAAAAUAUCAUUGCUAGAUAAUAUGAAAGAUUUUCUUAAAAAUACACACAAUUUACAACCGUUAAUACAUAUUUGA